AUGAACAAAGGUUCUGCGGGGGUUGGUAAGGAGUCUCUUUCUGAGGAACUCAGAGAAUUUAACUUUAUUUCUAAAGAGAGAUCCGGAGGCCAGUCUGCCGAGCAGGUGACCCUUGGCGUCAACAACGAUCAACUUCUUGAACAUUUAUGUUGCGUGUUCGGAGUCGACAUUUCUCAACUUUUCUCAGUUGAGAACUUCACCUGCAUGAAGAACGCCAAUAUUACCUUUGCUGUUGCUCGUGGAUAUUGCUCUUUCGGAGGAAUCGACACCCAUGCUGUUCAAAGUCUCACAAACAUCAAAGCAGGAGGACUCAAGGCUGAUACCUAUAUGUUCCCCUGCAGAGGAAAGAACGCCACUUCUCAAGUCGACGAUAUGGUGAAGCAAAUCCCUGGCAAUCUCUACGAGACUAUCUGGAUCGAUGUCGAGACAAACCCAAGUCCUGGAUGUUCUUGGAGUGGCCACGACUCAGCCUCUAACUGCGCCUUCCUUAUGGAGACUGUCAAUGCGAUUAAGGCCAAAGGCAAGAAAGUCGGAAUUUAUGCUUCAAGGUAUAUGUGGGGAACUAUUUUUGGAAGCUAUGACGCAUGUGGACAGGCAUCAGCUGGAAUCCCACUUUGGUAUGCCCACUACGACAACACACCAAGCUUCUCUGAUUUCACGGCCUUCGCUGGAUGGAAGGCUCCUUCCAUUAAGCAAUACCUUGGAACCUCAUCUCUCUGCGGAGCCAGUGUUGACAGAAAUUGGCAUCCUUGA
Nymphaea colorata (pocket water lily) is the source of this 753-nucleotide messenger RNA. RefSeq lists its product as uncharacterized. Gene Ontology annotation, molecular function: lysozyme activity. The transcript has 3 exons. Gene Ontology annotation, biological process: signal transduction; peptidoglycan catabolic process; cell wall macromolecule catabolic process. NCBI's taxonomy places the organism in Eukaryota, Viridiplantae, Streptophyta, Magnoliopsida, Nymphaeales, Nymphaeaceae. The coding region runs from base 1 to 753 and encodes 250 amino acids. The record is from RefSeq and is a predicted model, not a curated record.